Messenger RNA from Vigna umbellata (rice bean), 3184 nucleotides. RefSeq lists its product as uncharacterized. The record is from RefSeq and is a predicted model, not a curated record. Lineage: Eukaryota; Viridiplantae; Streptophyta; Magnoliopsida; Fabales; Fabaceae.
AUAAUAAACUAAGAGUGUUAAGAAAUCUUUCGCAGAAGUGCCUCCCAUCUUCCUCUUCGAACAACUUCACCGUUUCUGAAACCAAAACGCGAUUCCAGUUCAAAUCAAAAUCGCACUUUUCAGUUCCUCUUCGCAACUCUCAUGACGCAUUCGCGUUUGGCGCAGGAAUGAACGCUUUCGCAUUCUCGAAUACCCUCGAACAGUGUUGGUAACCACAAUUCAAAGCCAUAUAGGGUUUCGGUGCACUUGAAAACACCGUUGUCCAUGGAUGGUGGCGAUGACCCUUCAGCAUUGGCAUGGCUCUGGGUCAUUGAAACCCUAGCAGCCCGUAAAGAAAUCUCGAAUCCCACUUUGCUGAGUUUGAUUGAUGCAGCACCUGUGGGGAAGGAUAAAUUUGGUGAAAAUGUAAAAGAAAUGGUUUCUUUGAGGUGCUUGGAGAAACUGUCCACUAUUAUGUUUGACGGUGUAGCUUCUUCAUCAUCGGAUUCCAGAGCUGGAUUUGAUUUUUCGCGGAGUUGUCAAGAUGUCCUCCAGGAAAUAUUGGAUGAGAUCCCAUUAUCAAAUCUGAAAAUGAAUGGAGAGAAGCUUUUGAAAUCAGAUCUUUACCCGUUUAUAAAUCACAAAAGAGCUGUCACUUCUACAUGCCACUUAGAGCAGCUGAGACAAACAAUCUUGGAAGGUACUCAUCCUCAUACUGAUUACUUGAAAGAAAGGAGUGGAUUAUUUCCUCAGAAUAACAGUUAUUCGGUGAUUGUAAAUGAUGUCAAUCGUGACGAUCAUUCUGCUAAGGAAGCUGGGAACUCCGCCAAUACAGAAAACGUGCUAGGAAAAGAUAACUCAGUGUCCUUGACUUUAGAGAAUGGGAAUAAAUCUUCAAGAGAACACUUGCUUGAUAAUAAUUCUUCUCCCUCUAAGAGGAGUAGGGUUUACUCAGUUGAUGAUUAUCUUACAAAACACUUUCAUGGAAAGCAAGUCUGUGUGAAGGAAUGUGGUGAUUUCUUUAGAACAUCAAAGAGGGUUAAACUUUCUGCAUCUACAAGUUUUGAGCCUAGGAAAGAGAAGCCAGAUUCUCAACACAGACAGGAAGUGUUGGAACAUUUAACUGAAAGAAUGCUUCUAGUUUCUGAACAAGGAGAUCAUCAUGUAGAAAAUAAUAACAAGGAAACUGUGGGUGGUGGGUUCUCAGAGGAUAUUCCCUAUAGAUGCAUUGUUUCAAAAUUGUGCCAACCCAGCAGACAUAUUGAAGUCCCCCCUGAUGAAUCAAAUAUUCCUUUUAAUGAUGCUUUGAUGCUUCAACAUACAUUUGGUGGUGAAAAUUCUCAACAACAGCUGGUUAAGUCAAUUCCACAAGAAGCACUUGCAGAUGGAAUCCAACAUGGGAUUUCAGGAGGAAAACCCAAGUCUAAACAUGAAAAAGAUUUACAACUUGAAGAUCCAAAUGACUCACCGCAUCAAAUUGCUGGUGUUAAAGCACUUGAUCAUACUGGGAAUGGUUGUAGGGUAGAGGAAUCAGGUGAUAUUGGAUAUCAAAGUGAAACAAAUAGCCUUAAAAUGAAGAAGCAGACAGUACAAAAUCUUUGUUUAAAGUGUAAUGAAGGUGACCAAUUACCAAUUAGUGAUGUAAAUGUCGUCCAACCAGUGGUUACUGAAUGUUGUCUUGGUAUGGAAACUACCAUGCCAACAAAUGAUGCUAAUGCAGAAAAAAAUCAUCAAACAAUUAAUCUACACCAACCCAAACAGACAGAACCAGAUAUCGCAGCGUUAAAUCUCUCCCAAGAGUCAGUUGCUUGUGAUGAAACUAUAGUUGGUGUGGUUAAUGGUUGUGGAGCAGAGGUGGUUACUGAAUGCUGUCUUGGUAUGGCAACUACCAUGCCAACAAAUGAUGCUAAUGCAGAAAAAAAUCAGCAAACAAUUAAUCUACACCAACCCAAACAGACAGAACCAGAUAUUGAAGCGUUAAAUCUCUCCCAAGAGCCAGUUGCUCGUGAUGAAACUAUAGUUGGUGUGGUUAAUGGUUGUGGAGCAGAGUUAUCAAGUGAUAGUGAUGAGUAUCACAAAGAAAAAAAAUGUCUUGAAGCAAAAAAGCAUGAAUUCCUGCACUCCCACUGCACUGUUGAUCAAGAUUUCUCAGCAAUGAAUGAACCAAAUGAAAAAAAUCUUUGCAUGAAGUGUAAUCAAGGUGGCCAAUUAUUGGCUUGUAAAACAACUACUUGCCCAAUGAUGGUGCAUGAAAACUGUCUAGGGGCCUCUGCACAAUGCAAUACAGAGGGCGACUUUUUUUGCCCAUUUUGCACAUAUUCUCGCACUAUUUCAGAAUAUAUUGAAGCUAAGAAAGAAGCUUCCUUAGCAAGGAAGGAAUUAGCCAUCUUUAUUAGUAAAGGUAAAACGAGUCGAGCUGCCGAUAGUCUUCUUUAUGAAUUUCGUACACAAGAACAUGUUUUUUCAAGAAAGAGUAGUGAGUAUGAACAUAUUCAUGUCAAAAACAAAGGAGAUGAACAGUUAACAAGGUGUGGAGACAAUAGAGAAGAUAAUGUUGAUGAGCAUGCAAAUGAAGCCAAUAAUCUUCAGUUUGGAAGAAGUCAGCAACAAGCCCAUAAUAUAUCGUGUACCUAUUCGUCAUUCAGAGAAAAGGAAAAUAUAAGCAAUGGAUCAGUUGAAUUUUUAAGAGAAGAGAAAAUAGGUCAAAUGCCAAAUGCAAAGAACAUAACUGGUGUAAGAGGUGAAGAAAAUAAAUUGCCAACUGACCAUGUAGAUGGACUUGUUGGUGACACAUGUACUGUUGAAAAAGAAACCCUUGUUAAUAAAAGCAAUUCUGGAUAUGAAAGUCCACAAGAAACGGCAAAACAUCUAGAUACUGAUGGAGCAACAGAGUCAGUUUCUGAACAUAAUACUGGAAAAGAGGAAAUGUCUGAAAAUGAAUGUGAAAAGCAUAGUAUUUCUAGAUACUCCAUGAGAUACCGUAAACAUAAAAUGCAAUGCAAACCUGAGGCAAGCCCAGCAUUUCUCGAUAAUCAAUUAAGACGAAAAUAUAUUCCAUGGACAGCUGAAGAGGAAGAGAUGAUAAGGCAUUCCUCGAGCAUGUAUUUCUUUUGCUUCCACAACAAUUCUUUGAGUAAGAACAAUCUUAUACUAUGAUAGAAAGUUAAAGGAUGUAGACCUCCUAUGUGUUUCUUUCACCUUGAAU